This is a messenger RNA of Diatraea saccharalis (sugarcane borer), 1278 nucleotides long. The record is from the annotation of a GenBank genome assembly. Lineage: Eukaryota; Metazoa; Arthropoda; Insecta; Lepidoptera; Crambidae.
AUGCAUACUUGCAGUAGUGAUAGUGAGUCAGAUGUUGAUAAAUCCCCACCAAGAAAGAAGAAAGUGGUGAGAUACGAGCAAAAAUUUAUUAACUCUUGGCUCAACGACGAAAAGUUUAAAAAAGAUAAUACGUAUUUUUACUGCUCUGCAUGCGACUGUGAUCGUAAAUGCGGAAUUCAAGAAUUGACGCGACACAAAAAUUCAUCAAAGCACCAAGCAAACUGUAAAAAAAUACAAAAGCAACCUAAGCUUACAUCUUUGUUCGCAUCAACAUCAAAAUCACAGGAACCGCAGCAAAUGGCAAAAGCCGGCGAAAUUAAACUAGCAUGUUUUAUUGCGGAACACAACCUUGCAUUUAAUGUUGCCUCACAUCUGACUAAUUUAAUAAAAUCGGUGUGUCCAGAUUCCAAAACUGCUGAAUAUUUGUCUAUGAGCCGAACAAAAGCAAGAGCUAUUGUAGUAAAUGUGAUAGGAAAAACCGCUGAAGAAAACUUGAUAAAAAAUUUAAGGGAAAAGGAGUUUGCAUUGCUGGUAGAUGAGAGUACUGAUAAGUCGGCAAUCAAGCAUUUAGCUUUAAUAGCGAGGCUAGUUAACACAAAUUAUGAAGUAGGAGAUAAAUUUCUAACUGUGAUACCGAUCACCAACGGGUCAGCUAAAGUUUUGUACCAAAAAACUGUCGAAUAUUUUAAUGAGAAAGAAAUUCCAUACAAAAAGAAUUUGUUAGGAUUUGCUUCUGAUAGCGCCAAUGUCAUGUUCGGGGGAAAUAACUCAAUGAUCACUCAUUUGAAGAAUGACAUACCUAAUCUUUUCACCAUGAAAUGUAUAUGUCAUUCAUUUGCGCUUUGCGCAUCUCACGCAUGUGAAAAUUAUUGCUUAUAUAUAUUAUCGCACCCUGCACAAACCAGAUGGCUAUCGUUGAACGAUGUCGUGAAUAGAUUGUUGGAACAACUUCCAGCUAUAAAAUUAUAUUUCCAAUCAGCAGUGCUUACAGAUCGUCUUCUUUCUGGCCAAAGUAUUUUAACAAAAGCCAUGGAACCGACAACUGAAUUAUACUUAGAGUUCCUACGAUUUGCUUUACCAAUAUUCACAGAUUUGAAUAAAGAAAUGCAGGCAGAAAAACCAAAGUUGCACUUAUUAUAUGACCAGAUCUACACAGCAUAUGUGACAAUUUUAGAAUGCUUUAUACAACCGGUUUAUUUAGAUAGAACUAACAGAAGAAGAGAUAAACAAAGCCAAAGAUAUCUUAAAUGCCAAAGAACAAAAAAUAUUAAGUGUUGA